Molecule: messenger RNA, 4945 nt
Organism: Lutzomyia longipalpis
Lineage: Eukaryota; Metazoa; Arthropoda; Insecta; Diptera; Psychodidae
Exons: 8
Coding region: 738-4166 (1142 amino acids)
Biological process (GO): positive regulation of protein tyrosine kinase activity; neuromuscular junction development
Molecular function (GO): protein kinase binding
Source: RefSeq, a predicted model, not a curated record
GCACGAUUGUAAAGAGCGCGAGAGUGUGUGCAGAGAAUUGACGGUCACAAACGGAGGGUAACAUCAAAGCGGAAAAAGCGACACGAAGUCAGUCGCUUGCCGGCCGUCCGUAUGAGCAUUUCGUUCGGGCUGAACGCACAACGUUGCACUCGGAAUCUCUCGCACGCGCCAACCUGAGGGGAUUUUUUGUUGUUGUUGAUCUUAAUAGAUUAAAUUCGUCAUUCUUCAAGAAAGAAAAUAGGUGCCAAUGUUAUUUGCCAAAUAUUCUCAGAGUUUUAUGCUGAUAGUGUGAGACGAAAAAAAAACGAGUGGCAGUGUCCUCCACCCCCGCAUUGAACUGUGAUUAAUGUUUAAAAUGUGUACAACAUGUGUUUAUAUUCAUUAAUCUCCAAUUGAUUGCAUGCUUGGGGAUUAAUUGAAAUUCAAAUUCCACCCAGCGCGGUGUAGUGCAAUUUUUACCUCAUUUACCCAUCAAUUGAGCCCAUUGAGCCCAUACAUACAUAGUAUGGAUUAAAGUGAUUUUAUGUGUUUAUUGAGAGUGCUAUAUGUGUUGGCCAGUCAUAAUGGGAUUUAAUGGUGAAUGGGUGAAGUGAGUAUUUUCCGGUGAAGAGUUUAUCAGAAUUUUUGCAAGAGGGUCUGCAUGACAAUGGCCUAAGAAGUGGUUUACACUGUCUCAAGUGCAUCGUGUGCAAAAGAAGAAAACUGCGGUGAAACGAAAGAUUCUUAACGGCGGAAAAAUGGUGGAUAUCAGUUCGAUAAUCGAGGGUACAGUUAAAUUCCGCGAUGGCAAGAAGUGGAAGUCACGAUGGUGUGUCAUGCGGAAAUUGUCCCCAGUAGCAGAUUGUCUCCACCUUCAGCUGUACCGAGACUCAAAGGAUCGAUACAAACACGGACAGACUAAAGCUUCUUUGUCGCUGCAGCACUUUCUCGGUGUUGAAUCGGGAUUUACAUUGGACAAGGAGUCCAACACAAUUGCCAUUAUUUGUCAAGAUGUUAUCGUAGUCUUGGCAUUCGAUACAAGGGAACGCUUAAUUCAGUGGCAGGUGAAAAUAUCCACAAAUCUUGGAGACGAUAUUCAGUACUUGAUUCUCGUGUCUUCAGCACCGUCCAAGGCAAAAGUAUCAACGGGACCGGCAAGGAUGCACGUACAGGAUCAUCGAUUUUGUCUCACAACGGGUGUCCCACCGAGACUUGCCGGUCUCUGGGAAAUUGGCCACUUAAGGCGCUAUGGGGUUGUGGACAAUCGUUUCUGCUUCGAGGGUGGGUCACAGUGUGGCAAAGGCGAAGGUCUCUAUGUCCUUGUGACGGAUCAAGGGGAUGAGAUUACUCACACCCUCAAAGUUGCUUCGCAGGGGAAAUUGGUAACAAAGAGACGUCCCGUCGCCCGAAAGCUCUCAGCUCUAGACAGCCCGAGAAAACUCUCCCCUCGUCCUGUUGAGGAUGGCAUGAGCCUCUCGACAAAUCACCACUUUCACGCCGAAGAGACAAAUUGCCUGUGCAGCAGUCGAACGUCUUUCUGGCCAUCUCAGGAAUCUCGGGAUUUGGACAGCAACUACGGCUGUGGCGACACGGUGUCUGUGUCAGAGGCUCACGAUGCCCUCGGGGAUGGUGAUCUGUACCCAGGGCGCUCUACAAUGGCUCACAUUGAGCGAUGUAUGAGUUGCAUUUCGAAAUUAGGCGCCCCAUCGAUGUCCCGAAGCUCCACUGCUGCUGGCACCCCGGGUCUUGCACCAAUGCCUGCAUGGACAAUCUCAGAGUACCACCACACAUGCCCGUCAGCUGGUCAGGCUCCAGGUGUUCCGGCAAAGGGGCACGAUAGGAUGUCCCUGUGCUCCUCACACACCGGCAGUAGCAGCAAUUCGGAAUAUUCGGUGCCUCGGUGUACAUUCGGUGGGCAGGAAUGGUGUGAGCACAGCCGAUCACAUCAGAAUGGGGUGCAGUGUGCCCAAUGUGGACCACCGAGACCGCCAAAACCGAAAUCACUGCAAAAGCCACCAAUGCCACUACCGCUGUCUUCCCCUGCUGGUACCCACGUGGGCCCAUAUGAGAACUACGACGUACCCCGAACCCCCGUAGCCCUCGAUGCGGAUAACUACGAUACACCCAAGAAGAUUCACGAGUACCUGGCUGCUGACGUGAACAGCAAUCCUAGUUCAGCUUCCUAUGCAAACUACGACAUUCCAGCAACAGUUGGGAAGAUGUGUGGCUGCCUGGGGCAAUCUGAUAGCACCCCUAGAACCCUCGAGAGGGAUGUCCCACGAACUGACUGCACGUGCACCCGCGUAAUGUCGUGGGCGGACAAUUGGAUCUCCCUGCCGUAUUGUAGACGGGGGAAUACAAUUGAGAACACAGGAAUACCCAUAAGUCGUGUUAAGCUCAGCGGCGAAGGGAAGAUGCCCGUGAUGCAACCAAGUGGGGAACUUGCAAUCUAUGCAACAGUUGACAUGGCGAAAAAGAUGAGCCGUCGCAUUGCUGAGAAGUGCGACUGCGUACCGGAUGAUGCUUCUGAAUCCGGGUCAUCGAACUACAUUAAUCUCGAUCCAGCCCGCGAGGCGGGUGCUGCGCAGCCAAUGGAUACAAACUACACAAAUAUGGAUUUUGCCCAAUCACUGGAGCACUAUGAGAAUUCCAAGAAUGUCCUGGAGAGAGCAGGAAUCCCAAUUGGGGAGAGUGAGGAGUGUGAAGUACCAAAAGUCUGUCAGAAAUGUGGUCAUGCAUCGGGGAAGCAAGGUGAGGCCAAGACACCCGGGCAAGAUGUUAAAACUCCCAUUGAGGAGAAGAAUGAAAAUUAUGUGAUGAUGGAACCACGGAAGGAUCGAGGAGAAUUCCCGGGGUACCUCCCAAUGUCCCCAGCUGCCCCGCAGAAUCCACCAAGUCAUCUAGCCAGCCCUCCAAUACCCAAUAAGAGUGACCUAAUUAAGCAGCGCAUGAGUAGGAUUAUUGGGGAGAAGUCAGCCAGCAAUCCCAGCCUCAAUGGGCCAACCGUUGACAGGACAAAGAAGCGUUCGGAGAAUGAUACGAGAAUCCCCGGAAGUGCAAUGCUACGAAAUGGUGUCAGCCCGUACACGAGGAAGCAGCUGAUGGAUAACAGUGAUCUCCUUCCAACAGCAGCUGAUAAGCGUAUUGUAUCACGAAAACGAUCCUCAUCGGCGGAUUCAUCGCGCUUCCUCGAGGAAGUUGAGGAAUUCGACAGCACGGAAACCCUGCGGAAGUCCUCAUUGACAAAUCUCGAAGGGCGACGUUCAUCAUCGCCGUGUAUUCAUCAGGAAACUGAAACAUGCACCGAUAAUGCUUGCUGCGCCAAACCAUCCACCAGUACAGCCCCAACGCAGGCAGAGAGAGCCGCAAUAGCUGAGCCUGAAGAUGAUAUUUCCGGAUCAACGACUCAGAGUCAAAAUUCCCAAUCUGUCUACAUUAGACGCUCCGAGAGUGUCCCGUGCAAGGCACAAAAUCGCGAUUCAUCGAGCUCCAAUGAUUCGGGCGUGUCAACGGGAUCCCUGCGUCAACGUACCGGAGACUUUGCUGACUUUGAGCUUCCACUCACCACCGCCAUGUCCGCCCGACGCCAUCAGAAACAUAUCCUUCCAGCUACCGGUUGUGUUCAUGCCUCACUGCCACGGCGUUCCAAAUCAUUUGACCCCCUGCGCGAGCUUUCAUUUCAAUUUCAGAAAAUCAAAAUUCCCGAAAAGAGUACUUCGGCUGAAGCUGAAAUUCCCAUUUGUCCGCCCAAAGUUAAAGGAUUCGCAAGUCCCGGGGAAGUGGCUUCAAUCGCCGGGCCGCCCUAUAUUGAUUCAAGGAGUACCAGUAGUGGAACAUCUGAUAUGUCUGACUACAUUGAGACACUUUCACUAUCAAGCCAUAGUUCGUCAGAUACACCAGAAGGAAUGAGACUAAUUCGUCCACCUACAUCGACAUUGCGUCCGCGAUCUGGAAAGGAGUACCAGAAUAUAGAUAGAUCGAUACUUUGUCUAACACAGCAGGGAAUCAACCCUCCGGGAGAUCCCACAAAAAUGACUCCAUCGCAAUUCCGAAAUCUCCUUCCCAGCUCUGUUAACUACGCCAACAUCACACCUGUUCCCGAAAAUGCCGAAUCACCUAGUCCUGGCUACCAGAGUGGAAGUUCUCCGCAGGAAAAUCAAGGAGAACACUUUAUGUUUAAGAAUUAAUCCAACGAUUAGGCCAUGAGAUCAGACGAAACAACAAAGACUUGACGCUGUGUGCCGUAGAUAGGGACUUAUUCGGAAUUCAAGCUCCUGGAUAGUUUCGUAGUGGGUACAGGGAUGAAAUUUUGUGAGUAAAAGAAAAGCACAAAAAUAAUUAUAUUUUUUGGGACAUUUCUCUCCACUAAAAACAACCCCUAAUCGUCUCUUUCGAACUCUUACUUUUCCAUCUCCCCAAUCGUUAGUACGCGAUAACCUUUGAGAAUAAGUAAAGAAAAAGAAAGAAAAUGCAGGGAAAUUGAAGAGCUAAAGAGAGAGAUAAAGACAUGAUACGAAAUGGUACAAGAAAUUUAUGAAAAAAAAAAUUUAAACCAAUUCUCAGAACAACGACUUCUCCGUAGAAUUUCAAAAAAUGGGUUUCUGAAUAUUUUGCACGAGAUUUUUUAACUUGAGAGACAUAAGAAUGGUUCCAGAAUGAAAGAGAAUAAUGAGUAGAUUGUAAGUUCCUUCUGAAACUUUAAGAAAAAAGGAAGAAAAGUAAAUCAAUAUCGUAGUUAAUGUAUAGGACGUAAAUUAAUCGAUUAAAAACGUUUUCUUUUUGUUUUAUUCGAAGAAAAAAAUAAAGGAAGGAAUCUAACUUAUACCAUUACUUUGUCCCAAAUAGAUAGAUUCGGAAGAAUAAUGAGUAAGAAAAAAACCUAAUUUAUUCCCUUCGUAAAGAAAAAACUGAAUGUAAAUAUAAAUGCCAAAAAAUAGAAAUAAAAAAAAUAUUAUAUUAAUAAAAA